GGCUAGAUUCUGAUGAAGAAAGGAAAGAGGGAUCAUCCAUUCAGCAUAUUAGUGUUACAUGAGCUAGAUACUGGCGGCUUUGGCACAGGGUUGCCCUAGAUUUGCCAUUGUGGCCAGCGAAACUGAAGGAGCUACUGUCAUCUCAUCAAUCAAACUAGAACAUUGCAAGACGAGCUGAGCUCUAGGUCAGGCAUGACGUAAUCCCAAUCAACGGAUCAGGCGUAACAAUCAUGGCACAGAAGAGAACCCAAUGAGCAGCAACCCGUCAAUGUCUUUGUGGCGCCCCUGGAAUCUUUGAGCUUCAAUGGUUGUUGCUUUCCAGCAGAUUGAUGUGACGCAUAAUGCAAAAGGGGGGCAUGAAAGCCUUGAAAGAGGGGCUUGCAGCUUUCACGUUUCCUAGCUGUCAGAUUUUCUUCAUGUGCAGCUUUUACGUAGGACUCACACAGCUGGCUUGCAAAUCGGUUGGAUGCGACCUGCGUCUUGUCAUCUGGACCUGUAAGGUUAUGAAGAUGACGACACAAUCGCACACACGGCUGCUCGCAAGCCCUUUCGCAACGGCGGCACUCGUUAUUCUCCCCCUUCUAUCGCUGGGCUUCAUUCUCGGGCGUUCCAGCCACCCAGGAAUGUGGACCCCGCAGUUUAUCCAGUUCAACUACAAAGUCUCAGAGCGGAUUCAAGCGUCUAAGAGUGUGCACAUCAAGCUGCCAAGUGGUGUGAAAAGGCACCUGGGGCUGGACUCGUUAACACUACCGGACGGCCGCCCAAAGUACUCGAGGCACCGAUGUGUGGGCUAUCACGAGUCUCCGGAGUGGGUCUAUAGGAAGUGCUCCUUCCACAACGUGUGCUACAACUACAAGGCUAGAGGAAUGUACUACUAUGUCGACCCAGCAUUUCGCUGGCCGCAAGUUUUUCCUGUCGAUCAACCCCCGCAAACUUCGUUCUUCAGCCCUUACGUGGCUUACAAGACCAACGCAAUGUCUGGAGAAGGAAUCAAUCCGGAGGCAGACGUCUGGGCUGUGAAUAACACGUUUCCUGAGUCCUAUUGGAACGUCUCCUACGUUCCAGGCAUUAGCGCAAUCUAUCAUCCUGUCAGCGAGAAUUUUAACAUGGGUCAUUACCUGCUUGAUGAUGUGUACUCCAUUUUCGACCUUCUCCAAGCCUUUGAGCUGCUCCACUCGCCAAAGCGGGUCCAAAUCAUCAGCAAUCUGCCCUGCACGGCCGUCUCAGACGCUGCGACAAGGCGCACGUGUCAAAAAUUCAGCGACUCUUUUUGGCGGGGCAUCUCCGACCAGGAAGUCAUGGGAUUCGAAGGAAUCAAAGCCAAGUACGGCGGGCAAGGGGACAUCGUCUGCUUCGAGCAGCUGCUGAUCGGAACAGGCAACAGUGGGUGCAUUGCCGGAAAGCACUCGCAAACCAUCCGUUACAGCCGGGCUGCCUCCCUGUGGGAGUUUCGGAACUCCCUCUUGAGAGGACUAAGAAUAGAUCCGCUCAGAGUGCCAACCGAGCACCUCAUUCUCAUUUUCCGCAAGUCGGGCCGGCGGGGGUUGCACAACGUCGACGAGAUUUUCGCAGCCAUCAGAAAAGAGAAACGGUACGAAGGCCUGUCCGUUCGCGUUCUCGAAAACGUUGAAGACAUGCCGAUACGAGAUCAGCUGGAGCUCACAACCAGAUCGACGGUCGUCGUUUCGCCCCCUGGCGGAGCUUCGUCUUUAUUCUUUUUCCUGCCCAGGGGGGCCCACCUAAUUGUGGCUGACUACUGGUAUUUGAACGCAACAAGCCCAACAACGCGAGUUGGUACAACGCAGCAUAUGGACGACUCUCUAUGGGACUUCAUAACUCAUAUCAAGACGCAAUACUACGACGUUCGCGAGGGGGAAUACUUCAUACCCCCAGGAUUGGACCCAACUGAUAACCGGGUCUUACGGGACGAUUCCGAGGUUAUUCUUAACCUAGACCGCUUGUUUCUGCUGAUCGAUGCUGCCUUAUUCGACAUGUCGCUGCCGAAAAGCUGAAAAGGCGAGUAGAGGGGUGUUUUCAAAUUGCCAAUGGAUAGACUAAUAGCUACAAGGUGAUCAGUUUCAAAUGCUCGAUACCCGCUUUGCGUCGAACGCCCGAUCUAACCGAUCAAUAGAUCGUCAUAAGAGAACCAAAACGAGCCCUGGUAAGUUGUAUCAUAGAUUUGUUAACGCGCGUAGGAUUUGGAGGAUGCGCUCAGCGGACUAGCCUUCAGUCGACCAGCACCGCGCAUGUGCACAGGUAAAGUAUAGCAUUGAAGUCAAACGUACAUUAGGAACGGUCCUAAUAGCAACUAUUUCUCACAUCGAACGAACGCUUAUGAAAUUGGGUUCGAGUAUCCAGUAUCCUGCAAUGAUGGUUGCAAGGUCGU
Molecule: messenger RNA, 2386 nt
Organism: Klebsormidium nitens
Lineage: Eukaryota; Viridiplantae; Streptophyta; Klebsormidiophyceae; Klebsormidiales; Klebsormidiaceae
Source: the annotation of a GenBank genome assembly